GCAGGUCAGUUGACCGACAGCUUCUCCAUAAGAAAUACCUGACGAUCGAGACGGUGUAUUAAUUAUUUUUGUGCCUACAUUUGAUUGUGCGAGCGACCAAGAUGCAUUUGCAAUCGUUGAAGAUUUCGCUGCUGUGCGUUUUUUAUCUGAUAAACGGUUCCUUCGGAAUGCCCCACUUAAAUCGUUGGCCUAGAGAUGCCGUUUCAAAUAGAACGAAGACUCGAAUACUGUCACACCCUCCUCGUACCGAGCUUUAUGGCAGCGAACAGGACAUCAUUUUAUUUCCUGACUCGCUAGAGGCCAUGCAGCUGCUCCAGCGAGUGGACGGACCCCCCAAGUGCGCCAAUGGGCUCACCUUUUGCGAGUCCAUCGACGAAUACCCCGAAAACCGUCUGAAGGAAAUUUUGGUUCAAGAUCAAGUUCCGAAAAUUUUGUUCGGUGAGGACCAGGCACCAAAUGAUAUCGUCAAUAGAAUAGGCGACGACGAAGACACUUUCGUCUGUCGUUCCAUUAAAGGGUUGAUCUUCCCCAAAAUGGGUCUCAACAAGGACAACCUUUGGAAGUUGAUAAUUAACUUAGACGGAGAUGACGGAUUUGUCCAAGGAGUUACCAUUGAAACUUGCUAUCGUCCUGACGAGGAGUGCGACGUUUUGGACAACAGUCCUGUCGGGAUCGUAACUUUUUGCCGCCAGAAAUACAUAUAUCGGAAACUGAUGUCGGUUAACGAGAAAGGCAAGGUGGUCCCGGAUUCUUUCCGGCUGCCGUCAGCAUGCUGCUGCGCUUAUAAGCAGGACCAAAAUUUUUUGAGCAGGUUUGGUAAGGGUUUCACACCAUCGAGGAAGCUCAGCCGAAAAUAGGACGAAACUCUCUCUAUAGCGUCUAGAUCUAGCCCUGAUGGAUUUUCGCCGCUUGCACAAAGAAAAACGUUUCGUUCUUCAGAAUGCCCUACAAAAGUCUGGGGCCAGAGUAGAACGAAAGGUUCAAUCUUUCCCCUACCUCAUGCCCGCAGAGUUUUAGGGGAGCGAACAGGACACCAUGUAGACUCCCAGAGGUGGUGGAAUUACUUCAGCGUGUAGAAGCUGAAGGAAGUUUUGAUUAAACUUUAUGCAGUGUGAACGAGGCACCAAAUGAUGCCGCCUGCCAAUCAAUCGAAGGACCGAAAUUUCCCAGAAUGGACCUAAACAACGACAAUCUUUGGAAAUUAAUAAUUAACUUUUAACAAAAAAAAAAACUUGUCUCUACAACGAUAACUUAUUAUACCUUCAUUGUUUUUCGAAUAAUGUCUACCGUUUAGAUCUUAAACGUGAGAAUCAUUUCUGCUCAUAGUACGGCAGUCAGUCACUUUUCUAUUUUUAUUUCGCUUCAGACAGGUAUAGGUGGUUUUUUCGAAACUGAAAUUGAAAGAGACUUCAAGCGGGAAAAAUUUACCAAGUCGCUGUAAACGCAAAGAAAGGACGCUCUUAGAUCGGCAUUACACACAAAAUUUAUAGAAACCAUAAUAAGAAAAGAAUGUACAGGGUUAUUCAUUAUAUUUUGACACCCACCUACAGGGUUAAUUUUGAAAGAUAGAAAAAAAAAAUGUAAAUACAUAAGUUUGAAGAUUUUUUCCCUAUUAUCUUAUGCAAAUGUCAGAAAAAAACAACGACGAUCGCAAACUGUCCAAAAAAUUGAAUUCCCCAUAUAAUUUUUAUUAGAUCUUUUUUUCCUGAUUUCAAAAACAUGACAUUUCAUUUAGCCGUUUUUGGGAUAUUUCAGUUUAAAAAUAAUUAUCAUUCGAUUUCUGGACAAUAGCCAUAUUGCAUAAGUCUACGUUGAUAGCAACCAUAUUAUCUAUGUUUGCAAUUGUUUUAACAAAGUUCCACUUUUGACAACUAAUCAAAACUGAAAAUCUGCAGCGUAACUUUAAGAUAUUAAUUAAGUAAUUAUUAAAUAACGCGCGUGUUAUAGUCCUAUUGAAUACUGUGCUUUUAUCAUUUAGCGAUUCAUUCUUUUAAGAUGGGUCCUUCUACUAGAAGUGGUAGCAAAACCGAAGAAGACAUUGAUCCGUAAGGUGUGUUCUAGCUUUAUAUCCCAAUUUGUGUCUAUUUUUUUCUUUCUUUCUUUCCUUUUUCUUACAUUUAUCCCCCUUUGAUUAGUUUAAAAUUGUCAAAUUGUGUAUUAAGGGACUUAUUUAUAUUUGUUAGUAUUUUUCAUGUUAAAUUCUGAAUAUUCUACUAAAUUGUAUUGUGGGAUAUUCUUAUUGUUGUAUUUUAAUAAAUAUCCGCUUUGCACACGUUAACUAUUAUUGACAUUGGAAUGUUUUGUAGAAAACGAGUUUUAAAAUUCAAGAUAACAAUUACGCUCCCUGGUGGGCAUUUUAAUAACUCCUUCAACUCAUUGUGGUAUAUUCUUUUUGUUGUAUUUUAAUAAAGGCUAUUCAUUAUUAUUAUUACUAUUAUUAUUGUUAUUAUCAAUUCCAACGACUUUAAUUUUCCUGCUUAUUGCAAUGUAAAGUUCGGGGAUGUAGAUAAGUUUCAUUAAUAUGUGGUUUUGUGAAAUUCCUCUUUUUAAAAAUAUAUAAGCUGUAUAAAAAUGAAUUAUAGGCAGAAAGAUUUUUGUCAUCUAAAAAUGUUAUUAUCAAAUGUUAAUAUUGCUGUUUAAGGAGUGAAAACUUAACAACAAUGUCGCCGUACCUGCCGUAACAGAACAAUUCUGGAAAGGCAAACGACCUUGAACGACCCCUGUUUUUUUUGAUCCAUUGACUGCCAGGAAAUGUCACCUGUCUCCGCUUUGAAAUAGUAGACACACUUUAACAAUGAUUAACAUUAGAAAUUAUUGUAGAACACGACUUUAAAAAUUCAAGAUAGCAAUUACGCCCCUGGGGGGCAUUUUAAUAACUCGUUAAACUCAUUGUGGUAUAUUAUUUUUGUUGUAUUUUAAU
Messenger RNA from Cylas formicarius (sweet potato weevil), 2920 nucleotides. Its product is annotated as protein spaetzle-like. The record is from RefSeq and is a predicted model, not a curated record. Gene Ontology annotation, molecular function: growth factor activity; Toll binding. The transcript is spliced from 8 exons. Bases 102 to 857 code for a protein of 251 amino acids. Gene Ontology annotation, biological process: innate immune response; regulation of Toll signaling pathway; central nervous system formation. Lineage: Eukaryota; Metazoa; Arthropoda; Insecta; Coleoptera; Brentidae. Gene Ontology annotation, cellular component: extracellular region.